This is a messenger RNA of Hylaeus volcanicus, 8950 nucleotides long. RefSeq names its product discoidin domain-containing receptor 2-like. Bases 459 to 3293 code for a protein of 944 amino acids. NCBI's taxonomy places the organism in Eukaryota, Metazoa, Arthropoda, Insecta, Hymenoptera, Colletidae. Gene Ontology annotation, molecular function: protein tyrosine kinase collagen receptor activity; collagen binding; ATP binding. Gene Ontology annotation, cellular component: signaling receptor complex. Gene Ontology annotation, biological process: protein phosphorylation; positive regulation of kinase activity; cell surface receptor protein tyrosine kinase signaling pathway. The record is from RefSeq and is a predicted model, not a curated record. The transcript has 17 exons.
UCACGGGGUCGUGAGGGGUACGCAUUGCCUUCGUCGAUUGGCCGUACCCACGUUCGUUCGUCGUGACGCGCGAAAACCGUACGUGCAUGCUCUGUUCGCCUCGAGAAACGUAAAUAUCGGGCGACCGUGAAUUGUCCUGUCAGUGUUUACUGUGCGGUGUCGUGUCGCGAGAGUUGCACGUUACGCGCGUGAUUUUCGAUACCCUUUCGACGUACGAGGAGACAGUGACGGAGAGUACGCGAAAAGAGGAAGCUGAGACAACUUCGCUACAUCUGCGGACACGAGAACUAGAGACGCUCCGAUUUACCAACGCUGUCACCGAAACGUUUCGCAAGGGAAAGUACUCUAUUUGGAUUCCAAGGAUAAAGCUACCCUUCAGGUUGACGAGGCAGAAAUGGCACGAGCAGAGUCACGGUGAGAAAAGGGCGAGGGUGAAGCCCUCGCGCGAACCGUGAGCUAUGGUGAAAAGCUUCGGUUUCUUCGCCAGGAGGGCGAUACCUGCCGUCCACCUUCUGCUUUUUCUCGCCCUGGGUGGCACCGCGCGCGCCGUAGACCUCUCCCAAUGCAUCGCGCCGCUCGGCAUGGAAUCCGGUGCGAUUCCGGACGCGGAUAUCACGGCCAGCUCUACCUUCGACACAGGAAACGUCGGUCCGCACCUAGCACGGUUAAAAGCGGAGAAUCUUGGCGGCGCAUGGUGCCCCAAGAAUCAGAUCACCCAGGAAGCCCGGGAAUGGUUGGAGAUCGACCUCCAUACGGUUCAUUUGAUCACUGGUACCGCUACCCAAGGUCGCUUCGGGAACGGCUUGGGCGUUGAGUACGCGGAGGCGUAUCUCCUCGAGUACUGGCGACCGCGUCUGGGCAAGUGGGUUCGAUACAGAGAUAUCAAAGGGAAAGAGGUAAUACAGGGUAACACGAACACGUAUUUGGAGUCCAAGCACGAGCUGGAGCCGCCUCUGUGGGCGAGCAAGAUCCGUUUUCUGCCCUACAGCCAUCACACGCGGACGGUUUGCAUGCGGGUCGAGCUCUACGGAUGUUACUGGAGCGAUGGCGUGGUAUCCUACUCGAUGCCCCAGGGUGAUAAAAGGGGUAAUGGAUGGGAAUUCUUCGACGCCACCUACGACGGACACUGGGACGGGGAGCUACGCCGAGGCCUGGGUCAGCUGACAGACGGCAGGACGGGUCCUGAUAACUUCAAAAUGGGAUAUUACGAUAACGAUCGCACGCCUGGAUGGGUCGGCUGGCGGAACGAUACUCGUGGACAGCCGGUCGAGAUCAAGUUCGAGUUCGACAAGGUCAGGGAAUUCUCGGCCAUUCAUAUCUACUGCAACAACCAGUUCACCAAGGAUGUCCAGGUGUUCUCUCAAGUCGACAUUCUGUUCAGCAUCGGCGGGAAGUACUAUACAGGCGAGCCGAUCACGUACACCUACAUGGAGGACAAGAUAUUCGAGACGUCGCGUAACAUCACCAUCAAGCUCCAUCAUCGCGUCGGGAAAUACGUCAAGCUGAGACUCCAUUUCUCGAACAGGUGGAUUAUGAUCAGCGAAGUGACCUUUGACUCCGACGUGGCUCACGGUAACUUCACGCCAGAGGAAGCGCCGACGACCGAGUCACCCAUUCAGAGCGACGUCUUCGUGGAGAAAAAUGGUGCAGCGGAGGGUGAACUUCCGGUCUCGACGGCGAAGCACGACGACCCGACGUACAUGGCGGUCGUGAUCGGCGUGCUAACCGCCGUGAUCCUCUUGCUCGCCGUGGCGAUAUUUCUGAUUGUCUCGAGGCACAGGCAACGCAAGUGUUUCGCCAGUCCCAUGACUGGCAAGGCCCCCUCUCAUCUCGGAUCUACCUGCGCCACCGUCGAAAAAGGAGCUGCAUUGAUGGCGUACACUCUGGAGGACGACGAAAGAUACGCAGGCGGCUCGCUGCCAACAUUACCGCGGGACCUGGGCAACCGCCUCCUGGACAUCGUGAAGCUGGACGACUAUCAGGAACCGUACCAGGCUUUAAAGUACGCCCCGUACUACAGCUACAGCACAGUCGUUAUGGAGAUGAAAGACAUGAUGCUGAACAACAAGGGCACCAAUAUCAAUCACUCAGCGGUGUACGCGAACGGUGCAGUUGACACAUCGUACGAUUAUGCGGUACCGGAACUCGGCACGGUGCCCCUGCUCAACCAGGACGCCACAGGACGCGGGCCUGCCGUUUCCAGCGGCACCAGCGACCAGGACAGCCUCUUCUCCAAGACUUCUUCUCGCGGCAACAAGACGGAGGACAAGAAGUCGCCGACUCAACAGGAGGUGCUCUCGGCCCUGAAGAGACGUCUGGAGCAGACGAGCGUCCCGCUCUUCCCACGGCAUCGCCUCCGCAUGCUCUCGAAACUUGCCGAAGGGGCCUUCGGAACGGUGUACGUGGCGGAGGCUGAGGGGAUUCCGGAGUACGGCACGACGACCACCGUCGGCAAACGCCUCGUCGCCGUCAAAUUUUUACUACCGGAAGCCAGCGAGAAGGAAAAGUUGGACUUCCAACGGGACGUCAGGAUCUUAGCUGCCUUGGAGGAUCGCAAUAUCGCUAGAGUCCUGGGCGCCUGCUGCCGCGAGGAGCCAUACUGUCUGGUAAUGGAGUACUUAGAACACGGAGAUCUCUGCCAGUUCCUCAAGACUCAUAUCACUGCCGAGGACGCCCACUCCAUGCCCAUUGGCGUCAAAACGCUCAGUUUCAACUGUCUCAUCUACAUGGCAGCUCAGAUCGCGUCAGGCAUGCGGUACCUGGAGAAUUUGAACUUCGUGCACCGAGAUCUGGCUACUAGGAAUUGCUUGGUGGGCAAAGCUUAUCACAUCAAGAUCUCAGAUUUCGGUACGGACAACGAAUUGUACGCGUGCGAUUAUUACAAAGUCGACGGCGCUGUACCGCUGCCGAUACGUUGGAUGGCCUGGGAAUCCAUAUUUCUGGGCAAGUACACGACGAAGAGUGACGUAUGGGCGUUCGCCGUGACCCUGUGGGAGAUCCUGAACCUGGGCAGACGGGUUCCGUACGAGCACUUGUCGGACGAGGAAGUGGUGCAGAGCCUGCGACGGCUGCACCGGGCAGCUGACUGCCCCGACGCCGGUGGCGAGAACAACGGCUGCAAAGAGAGCACCGACAACCUUUUCGAUUAUCUGCCCCGACCUACCGCGUGCUCGAAGGAUAUUUACGACCUGAUGCUCGAGUGCUGGCGGCAGGAGGAGAACGAGAGGCCCACCUUCCGGGAGAUUUCGAUGUUCCUGCAGCGAAAAAACCUCGGUUACGCGCCCACGUCCUGAUAUUGAAUGUUCCGCGACGUCGAUGAGCACGAUGUUCUUGGCGUUUGCCGUUCCUGCCCGGCUGGGAAUCGCUCGAACACUCGCCGAGAGACCGUCGACGACGCGAUGUAUCCUCAUUGGAUUACCAUGAGGACCAAGUUCUGAUUCUUUUGGCGGGAACGAGCUUUUUCACUAGGCCGACGAACGAUCUCGCAGGGGUGCGAGACAUCGGAGGAGCGGAUACAACGACAACACCGGUCCGAUCUUGGUCAUCUCGAACCUCGAACCUCGGGAGACUCGGUCGUUACCCGAAUUCUCGAAGAACCGACGAAUUCGUCGAGCGCCGAACUCGAUCGAGAGAAAGGGUACUCCGUGAGUUCGGGUGUUUCGCUUUGGUACGUAAGAAGGGAACGCGCGAGACCAUCGGGACGCAACGACGUCGGAUACGCUAGCAUUCGAUGAACUAUUGUUUAGACGUUAAGAUCUCUAGGGAAUACAAACGUGAAACUGUGAAUUCGACAAUCGAGAGAACGCGUGGACGACCUUUGUUCGCCGAGAGGUACCAUUUUUCCGUGGGGUUCUCGGUGGACGUCAAGGGUCCGUAAUGAUCGUCGAAAAUUUAGGAGCAAUAUCGUGUAAUCGUAAUACAGCUGUGAACAUUCCUGCAUGGAUUAAAAGAUGUACGUCUAUAUCGUCGAGGUAAGUAAGGAGUAUUCGUUACUUAAGGAAUUAGAGUAGGGAGGGGCAACUGUGGGCAUCGCGAACGCUCGAGGGCCAUCGUUGGGCUACCAGACGUUACUGCAAGCUUUAAUAUACAUUAGUUUCGUUUACAAGUACGUUUCAGUGUUAACAGUAGCAUAUUUCGUUGCUGUUAAAUUUAAUUACGAGAUAAUAGUUCUCGAUAAUAGUUCUAAAGCCUCUUCGAUGAUGCGGAGGCUGCCAUCUUGGAGAACAACUCGCGUACACUAUUUGAAUGGUACCUAGAGUACUCUAUUCGUGAAUUAAAUUUCUUACGGUACAUCAGUUACACUAAUUUCGUCAAGGAAACCAUUAAAACAUAGUCUAGAAACGAUUUAAAGAAUAUCUAAAGAACUGUCGCUCUCGCUGCGCCUCCUGACCCGACCAGUUGCCCAUCCUUGAAUUAGAGGUUAUUCAUCCAAAACGAUGUUAUUUCGGAAGAAUGAAAAGGAACCGCAUCAACGUACGGCAAUACGAUAACUAAAAUAUCAGAUUCCUUCGCGGGAUGAAACAAAAGAAUUGAAAAACGGUAUACAUAUGAAUCAAGUGGGUAUGAAUGCGCGUGGACGCGUAGAUGGUUACAUUUCUCAUCGUGCGUAAAUUAAUCGUAAUCGUUAGGCGUUCGGUAGGCUUGCUUCGAAUUUGGUUCGUCGAAGCAAACGAAGACUGUCGAAUCUCGUGUAACUUUACAGAGACACGGUAGGGGCUCUCUUGUGCACGGCGAAAUCGUAUAAAAAUCUCGCGUAGAUAAUUGUUUCACGGCUGAUAAACGGAUCAGGUUGCGUUCGUUCAGAUGCAAUGCUAAUACUCAUCGGAGAAAGGGCCAACUUGUCCUUUUCGUACAUUAAAAUGCUUUUAUAGCAUCAUAAAAGAAAUGUCCCUGUUGCAAUGUGUAAAACAUCAGGUGUAAACACUUGGUAAUUGUAGAAAUAUAAACAAUUACGUAAGAUGUAACUUGCGCUAGACGCUACGAGUAUUGGUCUGUUUUCAUCGAGUUCAUUUUUUGUUCUCUUUCCAUUUUACUCUUCCAAUCAGAGAUAUACACGCGACUGGUCAUCUCUAAAAUUAUCGAGUACCCACGCCUAAUGUUCCACGCGUUCCAACGGGGAUAUAUAGGGACAGGUCGAGGCCUUCCCUUGGCAAACGAGUAGGUUAAAUUAGGAUUUCGACGAACAGAAGCAACGUGUCGAGGUCGUGAUCUCGCGAGAGAGCUCGGCGAUAUCAUAGUUCGUGAUUUACGUGGAGGAAACGGUAUACAUAUUCUCUGUUAAGAAGUGGUGGCUCGCACCACGACUAUGACACAUCAUAAUUGUAACUUUAUAUGAUAGGCGGGAUCAAUACAAACAUACAUAAAAAAAAAAAAGAAGAAAAGAAUUAGUAUAUUGUACAUAUAGGCAUACAUCGAGAGGUAAUAUACGUUUAUCAUUGCGUUGACGCGAACGGGACGAGAUUAGCAGCUGACGAGUGUUAGAGUCGUCCUUGGAAAUCACGGUCCUUUCUGUCUUCUCUCUUGGACGUGAUUUCGCUGAAGGACGAGCGAAACUGGCUGCUUUGGGGCAGUAUUUCCCAAAGUAGGGGGUAUCUUCUAUCGAACAACUGAAAAACACCUUUUUGUAUUAAUUUGUAUGGAAUAAACUAAUAAUUUUCAUUGACAUUUAACAAUUAUGUAAUCGUGUUGUAUAGAUUCACUGAACGUUUGACUGAAAUGGACGUUUUCUAACAUUUAAUUGAAUCAGUUAAUUUUGAAUUAAUUCAAAUAAACGUAAUAACAAUUUUGGUAGUGAGCUCCCUCUGUAAAAAAUUUUGGGAACCACUGCUCCAGGGGUCAAGGAGCGAAAGUUUCGCGUAAAGAAGCAUUCAUCGGCGCGAUCGACAUAUCGGAAAAUUGGUAUCAAUCUCAAUGGUAUUAAGAAGCAUGGAGGGACAGGGAACGACGACUUUCAAGAAUUUCGAAGUUAAACGUUCGUUUAGCGAUGCUAUUCUCACGACAUUCGAUUAAUUAAUCACACCAAUCGUUAUGUUCCAUGCAUUUAUAUCAGAUGAAAUACUAUCGAUAGCAUUCGCAAUAUCUAGCAUGUAGGUGAUGUUACCGUUAUAACAUUAAAAAUACUAUUUAUAUAUCUUAAUGUAAUUCGCCACGUAAGAAGUAGAUAGUCGGAGACAUAGCCGUUCGUAUAUAAAACGUACGUACGUUGAAUUUAAACGUAACAAGUGUCGUCGUCUAACCAGUGAAAGAAGAAAAAUGAGCAGUGAAAGUUUGCGUUAUUUCGAGGUGGAAAGAAUCGUAGUUCGAAUUUGUGGAGUUAUGAAACGAGUAUAGAUUCAUUCGGCUAAUUAGAACUGUAGUAUCAUUCAACGAUUUAGCGUUAUGUAUAAUUAACAUUGAAGAAACGAAAGCACUGAAAAUUGAUAAGUGAAAGUGCAAACGACUCAUAGUUGCGUUUAGAUUCAUCGAUGUAAGCAUAUUGCUGCCUUUGGCUGUAUCGUUGCCCCCCUACUGCUAACGAGUAACUCACUUGUCUACUCAUGUGAUAAUUUAGUAUAUUUCUACGUACCUACCUGUAUCUACCGGUUCUCAGUAGCAAAAGGAUUAUUCGUCUUGCGCUGCGUUCAAUCUCAAUUUCAAGCCAAGUCGAUCUUGGUCGGUAGAGAAAUGAAAACGAAAAUUAAAUUAAGCCUGUUCAUGACUAUCAAUAACCACGAAAUACUUCAACAGAGGAGUUAUUCUUAAGAGAACCUCGCGAGACAUCAUGUAGUUCAGUUGCUCUUCAGGGAUGGGCAGAAUUUAAAUAAGCUUUUACUCUUUCAAGGUGGAACAUCAUUUAAUCGUACGAUUCAGACUAUUCACUGCAAACAUAACACGUGAGACGUUGUUCAUCUGCGUUGAAUGCCAUCUUUUUCAAAAUUUCUCAUCUACAUGAGAAUUUUGCCCAUUCCUCUUUCUUUAUUUUUGCUAAAAUCUGACGAGUUUCUAUCGUGAACGUGCGCAAUCCUUUCUCUGCUCAAAAAUUCGCGCUGUAUAAUCUAGAUGGCUUGCUUCUACCUAGCGUCGACUACUCAUCUUUUCUCCUGUGAUUUCUAAAGCUUCGCUGUUUUCGUUUACGAAGACACUCUAUCGCCCGGUUUCAAUGAAUCGGACGUUUCAUGAAAGAUUCGCGAGCUCCGCGUUGAUUUCAACGAUACACCCAACGAGGUGAAUUGGCAAUCGGUGAGAGUUUGCUUCGACUUGAUUGAAUAAUAUUUUGCAACGAAUGCACGAUCGACAAUCACUCCUAAUCAGACUCUAAAAACGUUUCUCAAUCAACGAGACACGUUUUAGCAAUGAAUGCAACACUUUGGUAGACGUAUAACUUGUCUUCUUUUAUUUUUAAACCGUAGCCAUUUUUGUGUUUAAUUAUCCAACGAAGCUGCGAACAUAUCCAACACAUACCUGGAAGUUUUAAACAUAUUAAAUGAACGACGAAGAGGUGAUAAGAGCAAAGUUAAACAGGCAGCAUCGAACCUUUAUUAUUUCUAUUAAAUAGUCUAUAUAACGCAGUCGACGAAAGCAAUUUUGCAACAUCCAACAAUGAAAUGAGUUAACAAGAAAAAAUUGUCACCUGAUUCCACAGUGGUCAUCGAGUCGCAUAAAAUGAAACGAACUUUCCAUGUAUCUGACUUUCUUAAGUGAAUAAUACCGGCUCUAUUGUCGCAGUUCUAGGAACUCACUGAACAUUGUUAUCUACGUAUUUAUCGAAUCCGAUUUCCAGCACAUCCGAUUGUUAACCUGACGUGGAAUUGAGAGAAAUGUUAGAGGUAGUCGCGGAAGACUGUGGAGAGCUCACCUAGCUAUAUCUUCUAUUCAGGCACGGGCAAUCUAACAAAGACUUUCUCGCUACGGCAAACAAGCGCGUUUGUUUCGUAACAAACGUUCCUUCCCGCGUUCUUCUCUUCUUAGAGCAAUAAUUUUACGAUAAAACGUGACUAAUUUCAUUGCGCUCUACAGGAUUAUCCAGUGUAAAGUAUUGCGAGCUGUUUUCUCAGAAAGUAACGAAGAAAUCUUUCUAAUUUUUUCUAAAUAUUGUUUGGAGUAAGUGUUAGAUGAGAAAAGAAAAUGGCGAAGGGAGAAGUUGGUAUUAAUUUUAUAUCUGGUAAACUCAAAGAAUUUUUUAGCAAAAAUGAAGUCGAUAUCUUUAUUAGUUUCUUAGAAAACAUCCUGUGGCACUUUAUACCUUGUAUUUCGUUCACGCAAAACCCUCGGUAUUAAUUAGUUCUUUCAGCUUCAAAACGGUAAUUGUUCUCUGUUUUACUUUCCAAGUACUUUAUUAAUAGAAAAUUGUCACGGUGGUGAUCGCUGGUGAUCUUCCUGGCAGGAAACGUGUUAAUAAAAAUUACUGGAGAAUUUGUAAAUACCGCACUCCGGAAACUUGACAAAAAAUUGAUAUAAUUGAUCUUUCUGAAAAGAUAGAGAGUGGGAGAGAGAGAGAGAGGAGGGGGAGAAAGAGGGAAACAGAGGGAGAAAAAUUGCUGAUAGGCCGUGAAAGGUUGCCUAGGCCUGCUCUACGCUAUUGAACCUUAAUCGUUAUAGUCAUAAAAUUAUUUUGUACUAAGAACUGUUUAUAAUUUUGUAUCUAAUCUCUGUAAAUACCAAGCAGAUUGUCUAUGGCUAAUAAAGCUUAAACAAAAUCGAUAUAAGUAGACUAUGUAAAGGGAAUUAUAUAUAUAUAUAUAUAUAGGUAUUUAUAUUUUAAUUAGCAAUUAAGAAAGGUGAACGAGAUGAUGUAAUUAAAUUUCACAUAGGCGAGGACUGGUAAUAUACCAAUGUACAACGAUCUAGGAACUAUUUGUAUUAUACAGGUGACAAUUUAAGGGACAAAUCAUUAAAAAAAAAAAAGUAUACAUGUUACUCGAUAGCCACGUAUGUGUAUAGGGUCCUCCAUUGAAUAUUUACCCCUUGAAUU